Molecule: messenger RNA, 611 nt
Organism: Drosophila busckii
Lineage: Eukaryota; Metazoa; Arthropoda; Insecta; Diptera; Drosophilidae
Gene: Cyt-c-p
Product: cytochrome c-2
Exons: 2
Coding region: 141-467 (108 amino acids)
Biological process (GO): mitochondrial electron transport, cytochrome c to oxygen; mitochondrial electron transport, ubiquinol to cytochrome c
Cellular component (GO): mitochondrial intermembrane space
Molecular function (GO): heme binding; electron transfer activity
Source: RefSeq, a predicted model, not a curated record
GCUCGCUCAUUUCUUGCUGCCCUGCUCUCAAAAUUCACAAAUCCCAAUUGGACUUUUCCGCUAUUUUUGUUCAUUCAAAAAAAGACGCGCUUGUGUUCAAUUCGAGUCGGUGUUAACACAUCUAAUACAUAUUAACGACAAUGGGUGUACCAGCUGGUGAUGUUGAGAAGGGCAAGAAGCUGUUCGUGCAGCGUUGCGCGCAGUGCCACACCGUUGAGGCUGGUGGCAAGCACAAGGUGGGCCCCAACCUACACGGUCUGAUCGGUCGCAAGACUGGCCAGGCUGCCGGCUUCGCCUAUACAGAUGCCAACAAGGCUAAGGGCAUCACCUGGAAUGAGGAUACUCUCUUCGAGUACCUCGAGAACCCCAAGAAGUACAUCCCCGGCACCAAGAUGAUCUUCGCCGGUUUGAAAAAGCCCAAUGAGCGUGGCGAUCUGAUUGCCUACCUGAAGGCAGCCACCAAGUAAAUGAAGUGCACGCUGCUUCAUUAAUUCCUAGCACCACCUUAGCAGCCGUAGACUUUGGUAUUACGCCCAUUAUGCAAUUAAUGGGGGCGUGUCGCUGCCGAUGGGCAUGUGUUCAGGUCUCAACAGCAACAGAAUACAAAACUU